Messenger RNA from Rotaria sp. Silwood1, 3108 nucleotides. Lineage: Eukaryota; Metazoa; Rotifera; Eurotatoria; Philodinida; Philodinidae. The record is from the annotation of a GenBank genome assembly.
AUGGCAAAAUUACUUGAAAAAAAGUCAACGGAACAAUCAUCUGGUGUCAUCGAGCAUAGAGCUAUUAAUCCAAGUGGACGUCUUGGCUCCCUCUAUGAUGGUUUUCGAGAUAUUCUAAUUGGUGAAAUCAACUCAAAAUGUCGACAUCAGUGGCAAAAGUCAUUUGAAUCAAUUAAAUGCGAACUUAUAACAGGUACUGUGGACUCGAAUUUCAAUCUUCUUAAAUGCAUCGGUAUCCAAUCAGAAAUUCGAUUAAGUUUAUUGUUGAACACAAUGAAACGAUCUGGUAUAGCAGAUGUUCUUAAUUACCCUCAUCGUAUAGAUCAUUAUACACGCUUCUUAUAUUAUUCUUGGGCUCUUGGUAAAAGUGAAUAUCUCGAAACUGAGUUAUCCGUCCUGGACAAUAUCGACAUAUGGGAUCCUGAACUUAAUGUUACUCAUAUAAUUACUUCAAUAACUUUCGGAAUCGAUCUUGUUAUCGUUCUACAGUUACCACCAGAAGAUGUUAUUAUCAAGAAGAUUGAUAACUUACUUGAAAAAAUACGGGAUGAGGUUCGGAUAGAUAGACACAGAAUUUUGAGGCUUACCUCUGAUGAUAAUGAUUUACUUGGAAACCUCGCUCGUAUAAAAAUUUAUUCAAAUGCACCUAGUUUGAGAAAUUUAACCUCAGUUGUUGAUAUUUUUCGUGAAAUUGAUGUCAUCAAACAAUGUAGACGGAUUCGUUUUCCAUUAAACUAUACUCUUCGACUGGUCACAAUGUUAGACCCACAAGAAAGCGAAACAAGUUUAAAAUCUUUGUAUCCUUUACACGCAAAAAAAGCUGAAAAAUUUAGACCUUUAUCAUCUUCACUCAACAACAGAAUCGAACAAAAUCCACUAGAACUAAGAAAUUCCAUUACAUAUGCAGAGACAUUCCUGAAUGAAAAUAUACCAAAUUUGUUUGACGAACACCUUGCCGAUCAACUUUACAAAGCUCGUACUGAAUUGUCUAACAUUAAAGAUGAAUAUAAGAGAAAUAUUCAACGAUUGGCUAAAUUAGUAGUUGAUUUUCGCAGUGGCGCAGAAAAAACAUGCGAAAUCGAUCAAAUGCUCCUUGGUAAUUUUCAACAAGUACUAAAAGCCGGUCUUAAUCAAUUAACUCAAACUUUAACACAGUUAGAAAAAAAAGAACAUUUGAUCACAAAUUUACAGCAGCAACAUUUUGAUUAUAUGAAUGAAGCUGAAAAUAAUAUUGACCAAAACGAUGGUUUGAAGACGGUUGAGCACAAAUUGUUAAGAAGUAAUCAACAUAAGUUGUUUCCCUGUUCCAAUGAUACUUUAAACGAAAACAAUUCUUCGAAAUUGGCUGACUUAAGACAAAUAUCUGAAAAACACCAAAGUAAUUCGACGUUAAGCCUUACUUGUGUUGAUUUUUCUAAUUGUUCGUUUCGACCUGAUGAGAUGGUAGCAUUACCAUCAAAUAAUAUUGAUUAUAGUGAAAAUCAUACAAAUCAGAAUGUCUCCUCAUUAGAUAGUAUACCACAGAGUCCUCCAACAGUACCAUUAUCUGCAUCACCGUUAGUGUCAAACGAUGAAACUAUUAAUAUUCUUCUUCUUGGUGAAACUGGUGUUGGUAAAUCAACUUUUAUCAAUGCUUUCGCCAAUUAUCUUAUAUUUCAAUCAUUGGAACAAGCCGAAUCAAAUGAACCGAUUGUAGUUAUUCCUAUAUCAUUUAUAAUGACGACUGGUGAGAACUUUGAAGAACGUACAGUCAAAUUUGGCGAAAUUGAUAGUUAUAAUAAUGAAAAUUUCAACACUGUUGGUCAAUCAGUCACGCAACAUUGUAAAUCUUAUACGUUUGAUCUCAAGCGUAGUGAUAAUAAUAGGAGAAGAAAAUUGCGCAUUAUUGAUACACCUGGUUUUGGUGAUACACGAGGUGUUGAUCAAGAUGAACGAAAUAUGGAAUAUAUUUUACAAUAUAUGAAUAAUCUUACAUAUUUGCAUGCUAUUUGUUUUCUUCUCAAACCAAAUUCAUCAAGAUUGAAUAUCUUUUUUCGUACAUGUUUUAUGCAAUUAUUUUCUUUUCUUGCUCCAACAGCUCAAAGAAAUAUUAUUUUUUGUUUCACUAAUGCUCGAUCAACUUUUUAUACACCUGGCAAUACAGCUCCAUUACUCAAAACAAUGUUGGCAUCAUUAUCGACGAAUAAUAUAAGUUUUAAACAAGAGAAUACAUUCUGUUUUGACAGUGAAUCAUUUCGAUAUUUAGUUGCUUUACGAAAUGAAAUUGAAUUUAUUGAUGAAGAAAAAAAAGAAUAUCAAAUGAGUUGGUCAACGUCAGUCAAAGAAUCAAACCGUUUGAUUGAUUAUAUUGAGAACAAACUUACGGUGUAUUAUAUAGAGAAUGGAUGGCAAUCGAUCAAACAUGCUCAAUUUGAAAUAACUUACACAAUUCGACCAAUACUAGAAACGAUGAGAAAUAUCUUGAGAAAUUUUCUCUUAUGUAAGAAUGAUCAAAUGAAUGAGUACAUUGAGUUAUAUUCGAGACCUCUUCAUUUAACAGCUACUCGUUGUCAUUCUUGUAAAGGAAAACUUAAAGAAAUGGGUAAAUUUUUUAUUUUUUUUACUGAUACGCAUGACAUUCACAAUGGAUGUACUACGUGUUUGUGCCCUGUCGAUAAACAUGUGCCAAUUGAUUAUACUCUUAAUUACAGAUGGUCAAAUACAACUUCCAUUGAUUAUCGAAACAAGACAAGCGAUAUACUAAAUAACUUAUGCCAGAUGAGUGCCCAAUUUGCCUAUUUUCUUAUUCAUACGGCAUGUUCUACAAAACAUGACCCUUUUUUCAAUGGCUUACAACAAAUGAUCUUUGAAGAAACAUAUAUUUGUGAAAUUCAAAAAUCAACUGGUUUAAAUAAAGAAUUGGUUUUGGAGUUGUCGAAACUUAAAAAUCAAUAUGAAGAAUGUAUGCGUAAAAUAGAAUCGAACGAAUCAAAAUUUGAUCUACCGGUUUUAUAUGAGUUGAUGAAGGUCAUCAGUGAAUAUCCUACGGUGCGUGAACAAUUGACAACCAUUAAAAAAAGACAACGGAUAUUGAUUGAACAAUACGAAUAUGGAGUACAUAAGAUUUAA